This is a messenger RNA of Pieris brassicae (large cabbage white), 2340 nucleotides long. RefSeq lists its product as uncharacterized. The transcript is spliced from 6 exons. The coding region runs from base 210 to 1817 and encodes 535 amino acids. The record is from RefSeq and is a predicted model, not a curated record. NCBI's taxonomy places the organism in Eukaryota, Metazoa, Arthropoda, Insecta, Lepidoptera, Pieridae. Gene Ontology annotation, biological process: arachidonate secretion; phospholipid metabolic process.
ACACCGCUCGCUGCCACAGAAAAUUUAUCCAACAAAGUUACGCGACAGUUAAUACUCUAUUUUAAUAUUUUAGUGAAAAGAAAAAGUUUGGUGACUUUGUGACCUGUGUAAUCGGUUUAUUUUAGUGUUGCGGCGUGAAAAUCUAGUUUUAAUACAAUUAUUACAGGUAUUAUUUGCGAGUGUUCCAUAUUAUAUCACAUGGAUUCGAGAUGUACCACAAGGUGAGGCGAAAAAUGUACUACAUUUUGGGAGCCAUUUUAUUUUUAUUAGGACUAUCAUUCGCUCUGCCGAUAGCUUUAGACAUACCAGAGUCUUCGAAAAAUGAUAUUGAUAAUGAUAUCAUUGAUUUCGAUGAAGAAUAUUCUAUGAAAUAUAAUAAACAAUAUGGUAUUUUGCCAUGGAAUUCUGCUGAGUUUAAUAAAGAGUCGUAUAAAUAUGUCAUAGACAAUGCGACUAAAGAUUACGAUGAAAAAAGUAAAACGGAACAUCCAACCACAACAGGAAAGGAUGAAUUAAAUGUUAUACCAUUAGAACUAAUUAGUACUACUGAAAGUUCAAGAGACGAAAUAACAACGGAAGACUUGACCGUAAUACCUUUAUCAUCUACUGAAAAAACUAGUGUUUUAUUUAAUGAAACUGAAAUUAUAGUUGUAUCAACAGAAAAGUCCGAUGAUUUCAAUUCCACAACAGACUUUUAUGAAUUGACUACAAGUGAUAUACCAGUUAUAAAUGAUAGUUUAAGUUUAAAUAAUAAUGCUGUAGAAAUAACCACCGAAUUUACACCGACCAAUUUUACCACAGAGUUUAUUAAAGAAUCAAUUACAAUAACGACAAAUACAGCAUCAUUAAAUAAUUCCAAAACUAGACAAACAAAUUUCACUGAAACAAGUAAUGCAACAAUCACUGAUAGAGAUAUAGAAAGUGCAGAAAUACUGGAUGUUCCCCUGUUCACGGAAUUAGAUACCGAAGAACAGGAAGUGCCAGAAGAUUACUAUGACAAUAAAGAUAUUGUGCCAACUCCAACGCCUAAGACUGAUGCACUUUCAGUAAUCUUUGGCUUUGCUGGUAGCGUUGUAGAAGGUGUUGUUGAUAGUGUGGCGGAACGAAUUUUCCCCAAGACUUUAUAUGAUCUGUUAAAGCGAAUGCAGAAACAGAAUGAAGCGCUAGAAGCAGAAAGAUUAAGAAGUAGAGAGGAGAAUGGUGGAAUUGGUCAAUUUACACGGGGCGUCAUUAAAUCCAUAUCCAAUGGUCUCACUAGGCCGUUGAGUCAGCUAAUGGCAGGUGCCAGAGACAUAGGGUCUUUGGAUAGUGAUCGUGGCUUCGUCAGUAGUCUAGCAUCUGGUGUCACCAGCGUGGCAGAUGCUGCUAAUUCUAUGCUUGAUACGUUCAAGGAUCGAGUACAAGCUAUUUAUCCAGGGACUCUUUGGUGCGGAGACGGCCACUCAGCCCAGGCUAGGUCCAGUGAUUUGGGGCUCUUCUUCUUCACGGAUACCUGCUGUAGACAGCAUGAUUCCUGUAAGCUAUACAUUCCAGCGGGAGAGACGAAAUUUGGAUUGACUAAUACUGGUCUAUUUACGAGAUCGCACUGCAGCUGCGACGCCAAGUUCCGGGAAUGCCUAAAAAAGACCAACUCGCUCGUUUCUUCUCAGAUUGGACUAACUUAUUUCAACGUGCUUGGCCCACAAUGCUUCAGACGAGCACAUCCCAUCGUUAAAUGUGUGAGAAGGACCAGAUUGACCGGCCAAAAGUGUGAAGAAUAUGAGUUGGACUACACCAAACCCAAAAUGUGGCAGUGGUUUGACAACGAGAGCUAUUAAAAGAAACAUUUUUAUAAGCAUGAAAAGUCAAGAUAAAUACGUAAUAAUUGCCAUUUAUAUAACUUAAAAGGAAAACGUUUUUUUACGAGACAUUAGAGAUUCCAAGGAACUAAAUAUAAAUAUCAGCUCAGCAGUUGGUUGGUUAGCAAGCUUUACAAUCUGUGUUGCUAGAUCCUAUUCGGUACCGUGACCAGCGAUAAAUACUGCACAUGACCUUUAUGAGAGACAAAUUGAAAAUUUUGACAGCUCUAUAGUUCACGCAAUUAAAACCAAACAAUAAUGAAUUUGGUUUUUAAUUUAAAUUCUCAUAAACGAUAACUAUAAUAAUUGCUGGAUGUAAAAAAUUGUCUGUAUUCGGUAAUGCGAUGCCUAAUGUAUAAUAUUUACAGCCGGAUUUCGUAUUUUACAGUGUUAGAGGUUACAGUGCGUGUUGCUACUGUAUUAUAUUACCAUAAAAUAAAUAAAUCAUAGGCGCUACAACCUUUUUAGUUUUGGGCCUCAGAUUCCCGUAUCUGUUUCAUGA